This is a messenger RNA of Nezara viridula (southern green stink bug), 926 nucleotides long. Lineage: Eukaryota; Metazoa; Arthropoda; Insecta; Hemiptera; Pentatomidae. The record is from the annotation of a GenBank genome assembly.
AUGAUUGUUGGACUGGGGAUCACGUAUACCACAGAACCGCCAAUAUCAUUUGCAGUGUUGUCACAGCGCUUAUCUGCGACUGGUAGAGGAAGUUCAAGUACUUUCCUUGUGGAGCUGGCAAAAACGUCAGCUGCUGAGGCAGAAAAGGGACCAUUCAAAACAGCUCCUUUUGAUCCACGUUUUCCAAACCAGAAUCUGACAAGGUAUUGCUACCAGAGCUAUAUUGACUUUCAAAAGUGCAAGCAAUUUAAGGAUGAAGAAUAUGAGGCCUGCCAAUAUUUCAAGGGAGUUAUCAAGUCUAUCUGCCCAAAGGCUUGGAUUGAGAAAUGGGAUACUCAGGUGGAAGAAGGGGUUUUUGCUGGGAGGUUAUGAAUAACUAUUAAUCACAUUUUGAGUUGGUUUAUUUUGUUAUGAAAAAUAGAUAUUUAAUUAUAAAUUUCUAUACUAAGAUUUGCAAUGCAUAAUUUAAUAGUUAAGACAUAGUUACUUAUUCAUAUAUUUAUAUUUUUUAAUAUGAUUUUCUGUAUUACAGUUGAAUUAUCUCAUCAAUUUCAAAAUAAAAUUGUAUGAUAAUUAAUUAUUACCUCACAUUUCAGUAAUGAUUUGUUUUUAAAUUGUAUUCUGAGAAUAGAUUUGAUAUGUAGAUAUAAACAAAGAAUUGAAAUAAGUAGUAUUCUAGUUAUUAAAAUGGUUAAUAAUAAUUAUUUUUAUCAUAUAAUUACACUACCAAUAUUUGAUGAUUAUUCGCAAGGUAAUAAAUUAUGUUAUCUCAGUUAGACCCAUAGUCUCUUAGUUAAUUAUGCCCAUUUUCCUCAUAAAUAUAUAUGUAUAUACAACUUUAUUCCCACAUGCUGAUGUAUCACCAAGUUUUAAAGUUUAAAAUAAGCUUUUUUUUAUUAGAAAAUGUUCAUUUAGAUCCAUUUAGC